GUUUACGGUCACAAAGCUGACAACGGCUGGCUCUCGGUCAAGAUCGAAAGAUUCGUGGCUGCCUGAAUGAAACUUUGAUCUUUGGAUAUGUAUUUUAAUCCUCGUGGCGUUACAGCGCAAGAAAUGGCUUCUCAGCCACCGAGGAGAAGAAAUGUUUCUCCUGCAGCCUCAAGUUCCAAACCUCAACCUUUGCGUGCGGUUCACCCUUUCUCCCUACUACGAAACCCUAGUCCAACUAGAGGAAAUCAAAUAAGAAAGAGUCCAACAUCUUCUCCAAUUCACAAUGUAGAAAAAACACGUUGCUCUCCAGACCAUUCUCGACGAAGUCCAACGUCUCCGUCGUUAGCAAAACAAGUUGAAAGACCAAAGCCGUUGAGGGCAGGAGGUGUAAGGAGAACCUCCUCUUUAGAUGCCAUCUCGGGGACUUACUUGUGCGGACAGUGGCCGAGAGAUGGUGGAAGUUGUAGACCUUGUUGUCACAAGGCUACUCAGACUCCAGCAUGGGAUGACAAGGAGGAGUGUUCACCAUCAAGACACAAAAGAUCCAACUCAUUGGGAUCUGCCGAUCUUCGCGAGAAACUAAAACAACAACUACGUAAGAAGCAAGACAAGAAAAUAACGGCUGUAUAUGGUCGACAAUCACCUGUCCAUGGGGAUCACAGYGCUAUAAAUAAAAACACACAGAGUAUUGCUAUCCCAAUCCCAGUAUUAUCAAGACCAACAGACUUUCCACAGCGAAAAAGCUGGGAAGCUUGUAAUAGUGAGAUCCAGACCCUAGACCUGAAGCCAAGAGAUCAAUCACAUGAUAAGAUCCUUGAACCUAUGGAUGGCCGAAAAGCUCCACCACCUGAAAUACUGUCUGAAAACAGUCCAUUUAGUACUGUUGACAUACAUACUCAAACUCCAUCAGAAACCCAUGACUUUCAAGAUAGCAGUGGCAACAGCAGCAGCAGAAGCCAUUCUGCCUCACCAACACUACCAAUUAUACCAGGGGCUGUUGACUACCAGUCUUCUUCUCGUUGCUCUUCUGGGACUGGUGCUCCAAUUUAUACACCCAAUGARCAAGACAGUUCUCCAGAACCAUCAGCCGUGUCAAAGUUUGCCUCAUCUCCUAAGCCAAACAAUAGCUACCUAUUUGCAAGAGAACCACCAGAUGGGGCAGAAAAGGUCCAAUCACAUGUAGAAGAUAUUAUCAGUGAUGGUGAGCAGAAGUUUACAGGUCCUGAUAAGACCAAGGUGAUGUUCAUGCUGAGUAACGCCUCUGCAUUUAGUGCAUUGCCUUCCUUACCAGAAAUGGCUAUGAAACCAGUGUUAGUUACUUCACAUACUCUGGAGGCAUCUGGGCAGUAGAGGACGAUGAUUAUUGCAGGAGUGAUGCUGCAAGAGCAGUGCAGUGAAGGUUUAUAACCUUGUAUCUGUAAGAAGGGAACAGCAGUGUUUGUAUAUCAGGGAAUGUACCUACCUUGUUCACAUUAUUAUAAAAGUACACUAUUCUGCUUGGACAGGUUGUAUGACGAGUAGAUAACAAGAUUAGAGCUGUUUUUGCAUAAAUGGAAACUGUGCAAUGGUGAUUGCGCAGUAUGGCUACAGCAUWGAUUCAGUAUGAGCACAUAGAGGGUAAUAUGCCCUGGAAAUCCUUUGUAUAAUCCAUACAGAUUACAUGUUUUCUGAUAUGAACUCAGUGCUGUACAGUCAGUCUCCCUCUUGUGCAAAAACUUCAAUAGUUAAUUAUCUAUGAAUCAUUGAUUAGCACUAAAUCACCUUCAUGCAACAUCAA
Messenger RNA from Exaiptasia diaphana, 1777 nucleotides. RefSeq names its product protein FAM117B. Bases 88 to 1350 code for a protein of 420 amino acids. The transcript has 7 exons. Lineage: Eukaryota; Metazoa; Cnidaria; Anthozoa; Actiniaria; Aiptasiidae. The record is from RefSeq and is a predicted model, not a curated record.